This is a messenger RNA of Dermatophagoides pteronyssinus (European house dust mite), 5221 nucleotides long. RefSeq names its product 85/88 kDa calcium-independent phospholipase A2-like. Gene Ontology annotation, biological process: lipid metabolic process; positive regulation of ceramide biosynthetic process. The record is from RefSeq and is a predicted model, not a curated record. Gene Ontology annotation, cellular component: mitochondrion. Gene Ontology annotation, molecular function: protein binding; long-chain fatty acyl-CoA hydrolase activity. NCBI's taxonomy places the organism in Eukaryota, Metazoa, Arthropoda, Arachnida, Sarcoptiformes, Pyroglyphidae.
AUGUGCCAUAAAAGAUCAAACAUUUCCAUAUGUUUAUUAUUGUUUAUGUUUAUUAUUUGUUUUUCAAUAAUAAUGUUAUUGAUUACACAACAAAUGUUAUUAUCAACAACAACAUCGUCGACAUCGACAACCGAUCAAACAAAUGAAUCUGAUUCAUCUAAUGGUAAUGGUAUUGAUCAUCAUCAUCAUUAUCAUCUAUUUUACAAUAUUAAAUUAACCAAUAAUGGUGGUCAUCAAUAUUUUUCACUCAAAAAUUUUCUAUCAAAUUUUAAUGAAACAUAUAAAAUUGAUGAUAAUAUUUUCAGUUUGGAUAAUUCAAAUUGUCAUUUGAAAAAUUUUGAUAAUUCAUCUGAUGAUCAACCAUCGAAUGCAACUGAUGACGAUGAAAAUGAUUUCUGGCAACCAGUUUGUUCAUCAAAUAAUAAAUUCUAUGUAUUUUCUGCCUAUAUUGAUCAAUAUAAUCGAUCAAAUUUAAAUUUGAAUUUUUUCAACACUGAUUAUCAACAUCAACAUCAUAAUGAUAAUCAAGAUUAUUUUGUUAGAAUCAUUGCCGUUACAACAUUGACCAGUAAAGAUAAAAUUAUCUGUUCAUAUUCAUUGGAUGAAGAAAAAGAAGAUGAUAAUGGACGUAAACAAAUAAUUCAAAAAAAUUGGUUUCGUCAAGGUAAAAUGAAACCAAUACGUGAACAUUGGAAUCUACAAUAUAGUGCAUUUUUUAUCUAUUGUCCAUUACCGAAAAUGAUUAUGAUUAAUACUUUGGAUAAUAAUGAUGGUCAUUCAUCGACGAUGUUAAUGAAAUCAAAUUAUUAUCUAUCGAUUAUAGCCCUAUCAAAACAUUGGUAUAUUUCCAAUAAUAAUGAUGAUGAUGAUGAUGAUUUGGAAUUGAAUCGAUUAUUAAAACAAUAUGCUCAAACAAUGAAAAUGAUUGUGCCUUCAAAUCGAAUGCCGAUACAUGGAUUACAACAACAACAACAACAAAAUAAUGAUAAUGAUAAAAUGGCCGUCUGUAUAAAACCAUUACAUUAUUAUUAUAAUAAAACUAUAAAUCUGAUUGAAUUUAUUGAGCUUAAUCGGAUAUUAGGUGUUAGAAGAUUUUAUUUUUUCAAUCAUACCGUUUCCAUUGAAGUGGAUCAAAUUUUACGAUUAUAUCAACAAUAUGAACCAGAAUUAUUGAAAAUUUUACAAUGGAAAUUACCAAUACGAUCACAAUUAGAAAUACGUACUGAAGGUAUAUUUGCAGCAUUAAAUGAUUGUCUUUAUCGUGCACGUUUUAAUCGAUUUCGUUAUGUUAUGUUUAUCGAUUUGGAUGAAUUUAUUAUACCGAAUAAUCAUAAAAAUUUAAUCGAUUUAAUUGAAAAUGUUGAACAUUUUUAUCCAAAUAAAAUUGGUGCAUUAUCAUUUCGUAAUGGUUUUUUCUAUCUACAAUAUCCAAAUGAUCAACAGAUUGAAAAAUUAAUCACCAAUAAUGAUGAUAAAACAAAUCUUCAUAAACAACUAAUAACAUUAACAAAAACAUGGCGUAAAUCUGAACUAAAUAUUCAUAAACAACGUUCAAAAUGUAUUGUUUUAGUUGAUAAUAUUAUUGAAAUGGGUAAUCAUUUUGUUUGGGAAUUUUUAUAUGGUAAACAUAUAUUUAAUAUUGAUCCAAAAUUAGCCUAUCUACAUCAUUAUCGUGUUUGUGAAUUUGGUGGUAAUAAUUGUAUUGAAAAUAAUGAUCAUAUUAUUGAUCGUCGUAUUUAUUAUUGGUCAAAAUCAUUAUUAAAUAAUAUUCAUUAUCGAUUACAAUUAUUUUGUACAGGUGAAAGUGGUAAAAGUACAUUAGUAAAACAAAUGAAAAUUAUACAUAAUGAUGGAUAUAAUCGUGAAGAAAUGCUUGAAUUUAGGCCAAUUAUUUUGGAUAAUCUUGUAUCAUCAAUGAAAUAUGUUGUUACUGGAAUGAAGCUAUUGAAUAUUGAUUUUCAAUAUUCAACUAAUCAGGAAUUGGCCAAAGAUUUAAUAUUAUGUAAUAAAUAUUUUGAUGAUUAUCAUAUAUUGUUUCCACAUCUUGAAUAUACAAUCAAAACAUUAUGGCAAGAUAAUGGUGUAAGAAAAGCUGUUGCACGUGGUUUUGAAUAUGAACUAAAUGAUUCGGCACUUUACUAUUUUGAAAAUAUUGAUCGUAUUACCGGAAAGAAAUAUAUACCAAAUACAACUGAUAUUGUUAAAUCACGUAUACGUACAAUUGGUGUUGUUGAAACAGAAUUUAUUGUUGAUAAUCAUAUUAUACGUAUGUAUGAUGUUGGUGGACAACGAUCAGAAAGAAGAAAAUGGAUACAAUGUUUUGAAGAUGUUCGAACAUUAUUGUUUGUUGUGGCCAUAAGUGAAUAUGAUAUGACAUUGGUUGAAGAUUCAAGCCGAAAUCGACUAAAAGAAAGUCUAUUAUUAUUCGAAAGUAUAUCGAAUAAUUUAUUUUUCCAUAAUACUUGUACAAUACUAUUUCUCAAUAAAUUUGAUCUAUUUAGACAGAAAAUCAUAUUCACCGAUAGACAAUUAAAAUAUUUUUUCGAUGAAUAUCAAGGUCCGGAUUAUGAUGCUGAACGUUCAUCAAUGUUUAUCGAAAAUCAAUUUCGACAAAUUGCUGAACAAGCUAAUCGUAAUAAAACAUUGAUUACACAUUAUACUACAGCAACUGAUACGGAUAAUAUUAAACAUGCAUUUGAUUCGAUUGUCAAUACAAUAUUACGUGAUAAUAUUCGUCAUUCAACAUUAUUAUUGAAUCGAAAAAAAAAAACAAACAAACAUUCGAUCAGCUGUUCAUCCGAACAACUUGUUGAUUAUUUUUUAUUUUAUUUUUUUUCUUUCGUAAUUCUCAAUAGUGAAAACAAAACCGUUCUUGAGAGAAAAAAAAGAAUGGCCACAGAAAUUCAACUAAUAUCGAUUAAUGAUUUGGAUCAAAAUUAUGAUCUUUGUUGUCGUCAUUUAUCAUUAUUUUUACAUGUACACCGGACCAAUGUACAAUUUGAAAUUGUUUUACAUAGAAUUUUAAAUCGUGAUAAAGUAUUUAGUCUUUUUAGAUCCGAUGAUCUGGAUGAAUCACAACGUUAUUUUGAAAAUUUUAAAGAAAAAUUACCAUUACUUGAAAAACAUUCAUCAAAUGUAAAUGUUUUGAAAAAAGUCUGUGAUAUUAUUUAUUCGAAUCAUUUAUCACAAAAUAUUGCUCAUAUAAAUGUUCAUCUGGAUGAUGUUCAAUUUUUUCAACAAAAUUCACCAGAAAAUUUAUCAUCAUACAUUUAUUCCGAUGAUUCGGAUGGAUAUACACCAUUAUCAUUAGCAUUCAAAUUGAAACGUUCGAAAAUUGCUAUGGAAAUAUUAUCCAAAGUUUCGAUUCCAAUCCGAUUGACCAACAAAGAUAAAGAUUUAAAUAAUCUAUUUCAUUUUGUAGCUAAAAAUGAUUCGAAAAUAUGUGAAAAAUUAUGUCAAAUAAUCGAUAAUCAAUCAAUAAUUCAAAAUUUAAUUAAUGAAAAAAAUUUACAAAAUGAAACACCAUUACAUAUUGCUUGUCAGGAAAAUAAUGCCGAAUGUAUAAAAGUUUUAUUGAAAAAUGGUGCAAAUAUUAAUAGUGCUUCAACUAAUGAUGAUUAUCAUUAUCAUCAUCAUAUUGGAUUAAAUGAAGAAUUAGUCGAUAAAUUGGAUGUAAAUGAUAAAAUAAAAAAUGGCGGUACACCAUUACAUUGGUGUGAAAAAUCCGAUAUUAUUGAUUUAUUAGCAGAAAAUGGUUGUGAUUUGAAUGCAAAAGAUUUUGAUGGUAAUACUGCAUUACAUAUAAUGAUUAUGAAAAAUGAUUUAAAUUGUACACUUUCGUUAUUGUCGAAUGGUGCUGAUGUUAAUUCGAUUGGAUCCGAUGGAAACACGCCACUUCAUUUGGCUGUUAAGAUUGAUAAUUUUGCUUUGGUACAAUCAUUAAUUGUAUUCGGUGCUAAUGUUAAUCAAUUGAAUUCGGUAAAUCAUUAUUCAUCAAGACAUUUAGCCGCUAAUUCUAAUCUAUCCGAAUCAAAUAAAAAGAAAAUGAUCUAUAUUCUUCAUUCAGUCGGUGCAAUAAGAUGUGAUUAUAAAAAAACUGAUUGUAAUGAAUAUUGUUCACCUGAUUAUACCGAUGAUGAUAAUGAUUUAUUCAAUGAAAUUUCAUUUCAACAAAAUUUCCUAUAUAAAGAUGAAUUUUUAUGGAAAAAUUUCAAUCAGAAUGAUAAUGAGCAAAAAAAUGGAAAAAAAUUAUUAUGUUUAGAUGGUGGUGGUAUACGUGGUUUAAUACUUAUACAAAUAUUAUGUCAUUUAGAACGUAUUAUACAAAAACAAACUAGUGAAAUAUUUGAUUGGAUUGCUGGUACAAGUACUGGUGGUAUUUUAGCCUUACUUUUAUCAUCCGGCUAUACAGCAUUAAAAUGUCGAUCAAUUUAUUUUCAAUUAAAAGAUAAAAUAUUCAAUGGAAACCGAACACAUUCAACUGAACUUUUAGAAAAACUAAUCAAACAAUAUCUUGGUGAUGAGAAAAGGCUUUGUGAUUUACCAUCGAAACCAAGAUUAUUCAUCACGGCUACAAAUGUUAAACAUUAUCCACCAAAAGCAGAAUUUUUUCGUAAUUAUUUAAGCGCUGAACAAUUAUUAUCAAAUAACAAUAUUGAAAAUAAUGAAUGGGAAUAUCUGUGGAAAGUUGCACGUGCAACAUCAGCUGCACCAACAUAUUUCAAUCAAUGUGAACAAUAUAUUGAUGGAGCACUUGUUGCCAAUAAUCCAACAUUGGAUCUUUUAACCGAAAUUGAAUCGAUAAAACGAGCAAAUAAAAUAAUGGAUGAAAACAAUAAUACAGAAAUUUUGGAUAUCGAUGCUAUCGUAUCGAUAGGAACAGGUGAAAUGCCAAAAAAAUUAUUUGAACGAUUAGAUUUUGAUUUCAAUUGGUCAAUUUUAUCAAAAUAUCAAAAUUUAUUCAAAAUAAUAAUCGAACAAGCAUCACAAUCAAAUGGUCGUGUUGUUGAACGUGCCCAGGCAUGGUGUUCAAUGAUAAAUGUACCAUUCUAUCGUAUAAAUCCAUUAUUAUCCGAAGAGAUUAUACUAAAUGAAACAAAUAAUGUUAAAUUAUUACAAAUGCUUUGGGAAACAGAAGCUUACAUUCAUUUGAAUGCCGAUCAUAUUAAUCAAUUAUCAAUUCGAUUAUUGAAUGAGAUUACAACAUCAAAAUCAAAUUAAA